CCGAGCAAGUACAACCAGCGCUGAUUCUUUGUCUCCAGGUCAUGGGGACGACCCAGGUGACUUCAGCCUAGAAGAUGCCCUGUAUGACCUCAGCACCAAACGACCCACUCCCAAGGGCCCCAGAAAGCCGGCAGGUGGGACAGGCUUUGAUCUGGCUGAUUACUUUGACACCCCUCUGGAGACUACCACCAAACCAGCCAAGCCGACUGCGAAGCCCUUCCCCAGGCCAGGGAAGCCAGACAACAGCUUUUGGGAUGUCAUCCGCACAACCAAGCAGCCAAAAACUACAAGGGCCCCCCCCAAGCAUAACCCAGCAAAGAAUUCUAUGGAUCUUGACUUGGCUGAUGCCCUUGAUGAUAAGAACGAUGGGAAAGAUGCUGGGAGGCCGGACAUAAGGCCAGGUGAAGGAUUUUCAGAUGAUGACCUGGCCAGCAUCGUGGAUGGUGGCUACAGUCCAGACAAGAAGAAAGGUGCUGGAGGCAGCACCGAUAGCGACUACAAUGGAGGCAGAGUGGCUGAGACCGGGACAAUUGCCGGCAUCGCCAGUGCCCUGGCCAUGGCGCUCAUUGGGGCUGUCUCCAGCUACAUCUCCUACCAGCAGAAGAAGUUCUGCUUCAGCAUCCAGCAGGGACUUAACUCGGAAUAUGUGAAAGGAGAAAACAUGGAAGCUGUUGUAAGCGAGGAACCCCAAGUUAAAUAAUCAGUACUGGAAACACAGUCAGCAGAACCACCAAAACAAGACAGUGCAAAGAUAUAAAGCAUGACCCGGGGCAAGAAAACAAUCAGUCAGCAGCAAAUGGAGAUCUUACAUGCUUGUAAUUUUGCUUAUUUAAUUUGACUCCAAAGCUAUUUAAUGUGUACUUAGGCUUGAACUGGCUUCUUAUUGCUCUAGGCUUUAGGGUUAGAGUGGUGCUACAUUUUGGGGUUUUUUGUUUUUGCAAAAGAGGUAUGUUUACAUUUAAGUAAUAUUGUAGGUUUGAUGUCCACUUGUAUGCAAACCAACAGAAGGUGCUUCAGUCGUGGUCAAUUUUCAAUUAGGGACAAGACCUUUUUCAAGGAGCAGAGGAGGUUACAGGGGUGAGGACAGUGAAGUGCCUGUACAUAGCAAUCCAAAGCGAACCAUUCAAAGCCCUUUGUAAAGCACGUCCAGCCAACUUCUGCCAUCUGCUGUGGGCACCCAAGGUGGUGAUGAAAAUUGUUCAUCUCCUGAGGGGAGAUGGCAGUCCUUAGCGUAGCUGCCCCCACCACUGAAGUGCCUAUGGGUAGGUCCUGGGGUGGCCUUGGGCUGAGGCAGGUGAGUCCCUGCUCCAAAGGCAGGAGCUGAGGGUGCUUCACCACCACACAGCACUGGGCUUCUAACCAAAUAAAAUGACCUAAUUUUCACACCAAGUCAUAAACACAAGUAAUGGCAGUGUGUGCAGUGUCCACUUCUAGCAAAUCCCCUCUGAACGCUUGGCUGUGCUAGAGAUCAGAAUGGAGCUGAAGGUGCCAAGCGAUAGUUUGUGUGACAUGAGAUACCUGUGUUGUCACUGAAGUGAAAACUGUCUGUGUUUGGAUGUUUUCAAGGACAGGUUCAGAUCUCAUCCACACUAGAACAAAUUACAGGUUUAACCCAAAAGAAAACAACCAAAGUUGGUAUCCAUUAAGACCUUAUCACUCGUUACCAGAGGAGUCAAGCUUAACAAGAUGCAGCCCCCCACCUUCUCCUUUUAUCAGCAAGUAUUGAGAGCACUCCCUGGCACCCGAGGCAGAAGAAGGACCUAAAGCUUCAUCCUUUGUGUCACCAACUAACCUUUAAAAAAAGGCAGAAUCACCAGAGAGGAUGGGUCCUCCAUCCCCGUCCUGUGUGGGGUUCCUGCAGCUUUCUGGGACGCGCGUGGCUGCGCGUGGCACUCGGCAGGACACAGCCCUGCUGCCACCACAGCCCUCUUCAGCGUGAAACCAGUAUCAAGACCUGACCUUCACUAUCUUGCAAGAAUUUGUGUUUCUUUCUAAUCCCUCCCUAACCCUUCUUUGCUGCUGCUAAAAUGUGGAUACUGCCACUUUCCUAUACAUUUAUCCAAAUCCAUGAUUGCUUAAAAAGCAUGCUGUCAAGCGAAGGAAAACUCACUUUACGUGGUGCAAGAGGUACUCACUAUUUAUAUAUAAACCUGAAAUGUGUGCAUUUUGUACUGUUUUGCAAAUCCCAUAUUUUGUGAAUGUGUGCAAAAAAAAAAAAAAAAAAAAGCCUUUCAGUCUGAUGUACAAAU
Messenger RNA from Athene cunicularia (burrowing owl), 2249 nucleotides. RefSeq names its product CD99 molecule like 2 (gene CD99L2). Bases 326 to 700 code for a protein of 124 amino acids. The record is from RefSeq and is a predicted model, not a curated record. Lineage: Eukaryota; Metazoa; Chordata; Aves; Strigiformes; Strigidae. The transcript has 10 exons.